UACAAAUUGUAUCAUGGCAUUACUAAUGGCUGUCAAUGACCAUCAAUAUUGCCACAUUAACUACAUGCUGCCAUCGUUACUGCACAUGAAUAUUAGAACAAUAUCGAUUUUCCUACGCAUAUUAAUAACGAAUCGAACUCAAUCAAAUCGGCUACCAAAAGACAGUCGCCAAACCGCUGCAUCGUUAACCAUUUGUUUAUCUUCCCACCAGAAAUAGGACCAUGUCCUUGGCUGUGAUAACCUUUCAUUCCCUUAUUCGCAUUCUUCGAUUGCUCGGACUAUUUCCCUAUUGCUUCAACCAUUCCGAGCGGCGUUUCUAUCGGUCAGACAUCGCCAUUGUCUACUCCAUGCUGUACAUCGCAGUAUACGCCUUUGUUUUCGGUCGAUACUUCCUAGAAACGUUCUUUUUUGAAACAUCCACCGGUCAACAGAACAACCAGCUUCUGUUGGGGGCCUCCUUUUGUUGCGCCUACACCGCUGUGAUCGUCACCUGUUUGACAGGGCUUCUUCGGAGGAGUAGCAUUUGCCAACUACUCAAUCACUACGUCCGUCUAUGGUAUCGACUUCGGGGCGAUGUUCGGGAAUGCUUCGAUGGCAAGUUACUGUCGCGCUUCCUUUUCAAAGCGAUCUUCAUCGAUGGUGUCGUCCUCGCUGGAGUUGUUGUCAUGAAAAUGCCUCAGUUCUUCCAAGCCGGUGCCCUCGCAUCGAUAGGAGAUGCGUUGUAUGAAGUGUUUGAUUUCGGUAUAAGUGCCGCAUUGACCAAUUUGUUUGUAGCGGCCGGAUACUUGGGGGCACAUGUCUAUCGGUUGAUAAACCGAAGAAUCAGUAGAAUAAACUGGCAAUUGAAACAGUUCGAGCGGAAUCGUCACUAUUGGAGUGUAAAUCCCAAAAAGCAGUGCAAUCUUCACGACGAAAUGAUCGCAGAACUUCGCCAGCUAGCUUGUUGGCAUGGAGAACUUUCACGCAUAGUGCAUGGCUACUGUCAGAUGUACGACAUCUCGCUGUUGUUGAUAAUCAUCAAAGAUUUUAUGAUUAUCAUAACGGGAUUAUUUGGAAUGUACCGGGCGCUGAUGGCGCAGUUCAAUGGGAAUACAAACGUGUCUCUUGAUUCGUACGGAUUUUUGGUGUCGUUGUCAGUGUUCUCACUUUGUCAGUUUUACUAUCUGGUGGAAAGUUUUACGCAGUUCACGGAAAGAUUGCUUUACUUGUGGGCGGUGUUGAGUACGUAUUUUUCGUUUCAGAUUGAGGUGUUCAGCUUGGAAUUACUUCAUCGAGACAAUAGAAUUCAGAACUGCGGCAUGUUUACUAUUGAUUUCUCGUUGUUGUAUGUAGCCUUGGCAACCAUGACGAGCUAUCUCAUUGUGGUGAUUCAGUUACGAAUGACAACAUGA
This is a messenger RNA of Toxorhynchites rutilus septentrionalis, 1391 nucleotides long. RefSeq lists its product as uncharacterized. Lineage: Eukaryota; Metazoa; Arthropoda; Insecta; Diptera; Culicidae. Gene Ontology annotation, biological process: sensory perception of taste. Gene Ontology annotation, cellular component: neuronal cell body; dendrite; axon. The record is from RefSeq and is a predicted model, not a curated record. The transcript has 3 exons. The coding region runs from base 222 to 1391 and encodes 389 amino acids.